AUGCAAUGCAAAACACAUUUCGAACACACCACUGAAGACAUACCACACGUCACACCUCUCAAGACAUACCGCAAGACAUACCGCAAGACAUACCACAAGUCAUACCACAAGUCAUACCGCAAGACAUACCGCAAGACAUACCACAAGUCAUACCGCAAGACAUACCGCGAGACAGACGUGAUGUCGACGGAACCGAUCGCCGAUUACCGCAAACAUGUGGCCGAUUUGGCCAAACGCGAGCCCAGGGAACUCGUGCUCAACGGACAACAGAUUGGCAAACAGGUGGCGGCCGAAGGGGGCCUACUCUCGGACCACGUGUUCGCCAUCAAGUCGUUGAACUUCUUGGAGGUGAUCCGCUGCGAGCCGUUGAUAGCGCUGUCGCCGGCUGUGAGCCGUUUGGACGCUCUGCAGUCGCUGGUCCUUCACAGCAACGGACUCAAGACAUUGCCGGACUCAAUCGGAUCGCUGUCUAAACUCAAAUUCAUGGACGUGUCUCGCAAUCAGAUCCAGUCGUUGCCGGACACCAUUGGCCAGUUAUCGGUCCUCCAGUCGCUGAACGCCGAGCACAACCAACUCGCCGACGUGCCGGACCUGUCGGGCCUCAAGUCUAUUCUGGUGGUGAAGCUAUCGGGCAAUGAGUUGACCCGUUUCCCGGCCUCGCUGUGCCCGGCGGACGGCUCGCUGCAGCACUUGUCCGAAAUACACGCCAACAGCAACCAAAUCGGCGACAUUCCGCACACCAUCAGCAAACUGCCGGCCCUCAAGCAUCUGGACCUCAGCGGCAAUCAGCUCCAGCAGCUGCCCGGCCAACUCGGCGACUGCUCUAAGAUCAAAGUGAUUGAUCUUAAGAAUAAUAAGCUAAAGGACCGGCGAUUGGUUAAACUCAUCGACCAGUGCCACACCAAACAGAUCAUGGACUACAUCCGCGCGCAGUGUCCGCGCACUGUCCCAAAGGCGGCCAAACCUACCGAACCCGAGACCACCACUACUACUGCCGAUGCAGACAAUGACGACGAGGCGGACGGCGACAGCGGUGGCGGCCGCACCGGUCGAGACCUGUCUCAAGACCGACGGGCGAAGGCCAGAGACGCUCGCCGUCGACGUCGAUCCACUUCGCGGUCGCCCCGGAGUUCGGAGAGCGACGAUCGGCCGACGCUCGACACCAUACAUGUGCUCCCCGUGCAGAAUGACGAGUGGUUUAAGGCGACGACAACGCCGGCGGUACACGAGUUACGCAAAAUUGUUGUCUGUCUGGUGCGGGGCGUGGAUCUGAGCCGCGACGGGACGAUCAAGAACUUUCUGGCCCUCCAGACCGGUCUUCACGCGGGUAUAUGCGGUCAGCGACAACACGCCACGAUCGCCACACACGACUUGGCCAAAGUGAUGGGCCGACAGAUCCACUUCGACGUCCGGCCGCCGACCAAAAUCCGAUUCCAACCGCUGAACAGAGCCAAAGACAUGACGGCUCAGGAGUUGUACAAACAGCUCAACGAAGAGGCCGAGGCCUACAGGAAGGAGAAGAAACGCCAGUCCUAUUCCGGUGUUCAUAAGUAUCUGUUCCUAUUGAAGGGCAAACAGCGGUUCCCAUGCGUUAUGGACGACAAGCAGACGGUCAUAUCGUUGCCGCCGUUGAUCAACUCGGAGACUACUAAGAUAACGGAAGAGACGAAAGACAUUCUGCUGGAAGUGACGGGCGAGUCGGUGCCCGUGUGUCGCAAAGUGAUGGACGCCCUGUUGCACGGCAUGCUUAAGCAGAACCUGAGUGCUGUGGCGCCGGUGGACACGGAUAGCAAUGGUGGCGGUGCUGUGGAAGUGGUGGCCGUAACCGCCGGUGUGGCCGCACUGGCCAUACGGCCGAAGUCGCUAUCUGUCGAGCCGGUGAAAGUGGUGGACACUGAGGGCAAACUCUACGUUCAAUACCCGUCCAAAACGGACCUACAGUUCGCGGACAUUGACGUGAAGAGACCGACUUAGCGCGUGUCGGGCGCUGUGUUUUAUCUGUUGAUUAUUUAAUUAAAACCCAUUUUUAAUCUCAUUAAUGACUGUUUUAAUUACUGAUUAUU
Messenger RNA from Medioppia subpectinata, 2063 nucleotides. The record is from the annotation of a GenBank genome assembly. NCBI's taxonomy places the organism in Eukaryota, Metazoa, Arthropoda, Arachnida, Sarcoptiformes, Oppiidae.